AUGAGGCAAUGCAAUGUGGUGUACAACCUAGGGGCAUUGUCGGGCAGUGCGGGGCAAUGUCAGGCAUUGCGGGGCAUUGGGCAUUGUCGGGUAUUGCGAGGCAUUGUGGGGCAUUGCGGGGGCAUUAUGAGGAACUGUUGGGAAAUACAAGGUAUUGAUCCGGGUGAAAGGCGUUUUAGGGGUUGUACAGUUUGGUUCACUGGACUUUCCGGGGCUGGAAAAACUACAAUUUCUUUUGCUCUGGAAGAAUUUCUGGUCUCCAAUGGCAUUCCUGCUUACAGCCUGGACGGAGACAAUAUGAGAACAGGCAGUAAAGAACUGUUUGUACCUGAAAAUGAACUUAAGGAUAUUGUAAAUGAUUCCCAUAACAUGCCUAGGAUUGAUAUGAAUAAAGUAGAUGUGCAAUGGCUGCAGGUGCUUAGUGAAGGAUGGGCUACGCCUUUGAAAGGAUUUAUGAGAGAAGAUGAAUACCUUCAGACAUCUUGUGUUACCCCUGAACUAGAAGAGGUUUUAAAAGAAUACGAGUUCCUGACAGCAAGUUCCUUCAUCUUUAACACCCCUAUCCAAAUAAAAGCCAGAAUAAACCAAAGUGUUCCCAUAGUACUACCCAUAAGCAGCUCUGUAAAAGAAAAGCUGGAAGGCAAGAAGGAUGUUGCAUUGUUUUACAACGAUGAACUGUACGCCAUUUUAAGAGAUCCAGAAAUAUUUUACCACAGAAAGGAAGAAAGGCCGGUUAACGAUGGCUUGGACGAGUAUCGAAUGACUCCUAAAGAAUUGCGAAAAAAAUUCGAAACUAUGGGUGCCGAUGUAGUUUUCGCGUUCCAACUUCGAAAUCCAAUCCACAAUGGACACGCUUUGUUACAAUUGAUUGAAAAAGGUUAUAAGAAACCAGUGUUGCUUUUAAAUCCUCUUGGUGGAUGGACCAAAGAUGAUGACGUUCCACUUGACAUACGCAUGCAGCAACACCAAGCAGUGCUCGAAGAUAACGUGUUGGAUAAGGAUUCCACAGUUCUGGCUAUAUUUCCCAGUCCAAUGUGUUAUGCUGGACCAACAGAGGUGCAAUGGCACGCCAAAGCUAGGAUGGUAGCCGGCGCCAACUUCUACAUAGUAGGCCGUGAUCCGGCCGGGGUACCACAUCCAGAGGGAACCAAAGCCACCCCUGACGGAAACAUGUACGAUUCGACCCACGGUGGGCGCGUUCUUAAGAUGGCUCCGGGAUUAUCCACUCUGGAAAUCAUACCGUUCAGAGUUGCUGCAUACGACACGAAAGAAAAGGCUAUGGCCUUCUUCCAGCCGGACAGGAAGGAGGAGUUUGAUUUUAUUUCGGGAACUAGAAUGAGAAGUAAUAUUGUAAGAACUGGAGAACAGCCACCAGAAGGAUUCAUGGCACCAAAAGCGUGGCAAAUCAUUUCAGAUUACUAUCAGUCCUUGGAAUUGAAGUCGUAAUGAAUUAAAGCUUUAUUUCCUUGUUGUUAUCUACCAUUAUGUUUUAAU
Molecule: messenger RNA, 1494 nt
Organism: Sitophilus oryzae (rice weevil)
Lineage: Eukaryota; Metazoa; Arthropoda; Insecta; Coleoptera; Curculionidae
Product: bifunctional 3'-phosphoadenosine 5'-phosphosulfate synthase 2-like
Exons: 9
Coding region: 1-1446 (481 amino acids)
Biological process (GO): sulfate assimilation; 3'-phosphoadenosine 5'-phosphosulfate biosynthetic process
Molecular function (GO): adenylylsulfate kinase activity; sulfate adenylyltransferase (ATP) activity
Source: RefSeq, a predicted model, not a curated record